Molecule: messenger RNA, 732 nt
Organism: Anopheles coustani
Lineage: Eukaryota; Metazoa; Arthropoda; Insecta; Diptera; Culicidae
Exons: 5
Coding region: 1-732 (243 amino acids)
Source: RefSeq, a predicted model, not a curated record
AUGGAAUACCUAGGCGUAUGGUUCGAUACAAAAAAUGUGUGGAGGACACAUGUCAAUUACUUACUACAGAAAUGUAGUAAGAGGAUCAACUUCUUGAUUCCACGCGACUCACGAACAUUCCUCCAAACUCCCACCCAAGUGUCAGUCGACGGGCUUCCACUUUUUAAGAGCUCGGCUACUCAAUUUUGGCCAGUUCUUAUAAAAGUGGAAGAAUUGCCAGACGCUCCGGUUAUGCCCGUAGCUAUUUUCUGCGGGCAAACAAAACCGGAGAGUGUCGAACAGUAUUUGCGGCCGUUUGUUCAGGAAAUGAACAUUCUUAUGGAAAGAGGCUUGAAAUUCGGCGAUAAAGAAGUACAUUUGUCCAUAAGUGCAUUUAUCGCCGAUUCUCCAGCACGGUCAUACAUAAAAUCAGUGAUGGGAUUUUCCGCCAAGCAUGGUUGCACAAAGUGUACCAUCCUAGGAGUACACAUCAAACCGGAAAAUAAAGUUAUCUUUGACUCCGUGCAUGCCGAAUUGCGUACGGACGCUGGCUUUCGGGCUAGAGAAGAUAAGGACCACCAUAAGGGAAUACGGACACCUCUUGAAGAUUUGCAAAAUGUAGAUAUGAUAGUCAAUUUUCCAGUUAGCGACCGUCUCCAUCUGAUUGAUCUGGGAGUUAGCCGCAAAAUUCUCAAAGGGUUGCUUAACAACACCUUUGAGCGUUUUGUGAUUUGUUUGAUCGUUUGGAAUUAG